AGUCGCAUGUCGUUUGUUAACCAUCAUUACAGCAGGGAAACACGCGCAGUUUUUUAGUUUCAUGUGUUCCUUAUAUUUUACGUAAUUGAUUAAACCAUAUCUUUUUCUUUAAUGUUGUAUAUAGGCAGUCUAUUGCAGUGGAAGCCUAGUGUAACAGUAAUGAGCAAUAGUUAAUAAUUCCAUAACGUUGCUUGAACAUUUUCAAGAUAUAAAUAAUGAAGUAUAUGUUUAGCUUCGAUCACAUCUGCUUCACGCAAGAGCUAGCAAUAAAAUCUGCCAGAUGGCGUUGCAAACUUGUGAACACAAUUUGUCUAUUUAAAUAUCUAACUGUAAAUAUAUAAUAUAUAAUUAAUAUAUAAAGCAAGAACAAAGGGAAUCACAUUUUUCUACAUUUUUAAAGCUUUCGAAUAUCCCUUUAAAAAUGAACAAGUUCUGAUUAAUAAGCAUCUAGCUUCAAAGUUGAUAUACAUCGCACGUUAGAUCACAAAACAACGUUAACACCGUGUAUUUUUUUCUAUGCGCCUCACUAAUUUACGGAACAGGGUUGAAUGCAACAUAUAGAAAAUCGAGCCUGCACUUUUUUACCAUUUGGCGAACCAUAAUGUAGUAAUGAUAACACAGCCGUCCUAAGCAAGGCCUAAAUACCGGACGUAAGAUCUGAGACACUGAAUCGUUUUGAAAUCCUGGCGAAAAGUUUGGAAAUUUUAGCACUUGACCCAGUAUGUCUCAAGUAUACAUAAUGGAAAUGAGUCCAGGAAAAACUGAAGAGGAAAUGUGCCGUGAGAAAUGCUUCACGGUCGAACGAGGCACUACAGUUGGUCAGCUAAGAACUCUUAUUGGAGACACGUUCGGCAGACAUCUCGACCAUUUCCAGCUCAUCUACGCAGGAAAAAUUCUAAAUGAUUCUAUAAGCUUAGAAGCGGCAGGCGUGAAAAAAGAUUCAACAGUACUCCUUUACCCCAAGAUCGAAACUACCAGGCCAUCACCGAGUACUGGAGGUGAUCCACAAAAGAAUAAGGAUAAUAUAGUCGCAUGUGUAAAAGAACUAGUAAAAAUGAGAGCCUUACACGCCAUAGGGAAAGUCGAUAUACAGAUGCAGGUGCUACGUUCUAUGCCCCACCUCGAGUGUUCUACAAUCGCGCUUUUGCAAAGUGAGCGGCUUCUCAAGAAGUGGGUUAUUGACAAAAACCAGGUAGUAUUAGACAGAAUUGCCCAAGAGCAUCCCUAUCUCGGAGACGCUUUGAAAAAGGCGAUGUUGUGCGUUAUGUCGCAAGGUGUACCGGCACCAAAGCAGUCUGGCAACGCGUACUCGGUUGAUGCUCUCAGCGAAGACUCGAGCGAUGAUGAAAUGCAGGGUUAUCAACAACAAGUGCCGAGGCCAGGUGGAUCGCGGUCGCAGUCCAGUGGUGUUAGAACCCCAGAUCAGCAGACGGGCCGCUUAACUAUCACCGACGAAAUGCUGCAAGCUGCUCUUCAAACGACCUAUUCAGAAAAUCACGUAGCAUCUCAAGCUUUUAGCUCCCAAUUAGCCAUCAUGCGUGAGAUGGGUCUAACUGAUGAACGAGCAUGUGUACGAGCCCUUGUCAGAACGGGCGGUGACGUCGAUAUGGCCGUUGACUUGCUUCUCAACGAAUGAGAACGGGCGGUGACAUCGAUGUGGCCGUUGAUUUGCUUCUCAACGAAUGACUGAGCAAAACCGCCAAAAUAAAACACCGGAUGUCGGCAGUCCUAACCGGACUUCUCUACGGAGAUCACCUCGUACAAAAUCUGCUCAAAAAAAGUUUUCUAAGCCUUUAGUCUUGUCUAGGCGCCGUACAAAAUGUACCACGCACUUUUUAGAUUUUUUGAUCAAAAAACAACUCCCGGUUUUUUUUUCCAUGUACAUAUAUUGCAUCCAUCGUGUUCUGCUAACAUUUGUUUUCUGUAUCUAUUUAUGACUUAUGGUCCUUCAAGGGUCAGUAGUAAUAAUUGCAUAGAGCGAAAUAAUUGAAUCCUAAUGAACGCCGGAGAUAAUAAUUUUCAAAAUAAACAUUUUAUCACACAUACUCCCACACGCAUAUGUGGGAGCCUGUUUCUCCAAAUUUUUACCAUGCUAAACAAUAUAAUACUGCACAAUUUAUCUGAACAAUAUAAUAACUUAUAAAUUCACUAAAAGGUUCUUCACAACAUUUUCAAGUUAGUAAAGACGCUACGUCAGUGAUUUUGAAUAUUUUGUAACAAGUAAGCGUAUUUAAUGAGCGUCGAUAUUUGAAAGUAUCGACGCAGAGUGUAUAUAGAGUGCGCAAUAAUAAAGCUGUUGCUCUAAUUAUAAAUGAAGGAGAAGUAAAAAGAGCAAAAUUACCAAAUAUGUAUUUCUUUCUGACAUAGGUGAUUAAAAAAAGGAUUUCGUCAGCGGAAAUGACUACUAGGUGGGAAUUUAUAUGAUUAUCUAACCACUCUGCUACUCAUUAUUACAACGUCUAGGUAGCUUAGAUUCGCGUCGUUGGUUAGCUUUUAUUAUCAUUGCUAGUGGGUACAACAUUUAUAUUUUUCGUCAGCUCUUCUGGCCCCAAAAAUGCCUAUACACGUCAUGCAUACACUAUAAACUUAAUAAAAAUUGUCGUAUCGCUCGACGUAUGUAUUCCAGAUACAACAUUUAUUCCUUAUAUAUAAUAAACCUUAUAUAUAAUAAAGAUGAAAUUCAUAAGCACAUAAGCACAAAAUACUGGAAGCUAUUGUUUCCUUACAAAAUUACAAAGGCGCAAUUAUAUCAAAAAUGAUUGCAAGUAGCUAUACAAUGAUUUACAGCUGUGAAUAACAGAAGUAUACACAACUAGUAAACCUUGGCAAGUGCACCUAAAAUAUGGUAAUAAUUAUACUCGGUUGCUAUUCCAUCAAAUCUAAUUGGUGUGAUUGGGCGAUAAAAGCCCUCAAGUGGCUUGUAUUAAAAAAAAAACUACAAUCACUGGGUAAAGUCCGCUAUACAUUUUAAUAGCUUCUCUAUUGUGUAUAACCGACUCACACUAUUUUGUAUCUCUCUUAUGGCCUCAAGAUAAGGACAGGCAGCUCAAAUAAUAAUAUAUUGUGGUAUAGUGAGUAGAUAAACCCAAAUUCUGUUUCAGUAACCUGAUCCAGUUCUACCAGUAGAUCAAUACUAGUAAUAAU
Molecule: messenger RNA, 3144 nt
Organism: Varroa destructor (honeybee mite)
Lineage: Eukaryota; Metazoa; Arthropoda; Arachnida; Mesostigmata; Varroidae
Biological process (GO): ubiquitin-dependent protein catabolic process
Cellular component (GO): cytosol
Molecular function (GO): polyubiquitin modification-dependent protein binding
Source: RefSeq, a predicted model, not a curated record